Messenger RNA from Coregonus sp. 'balchen', 2243 nucleotides. NCBI's taxonomy places the organism in Eukaryota, Metazoa, Chordata, Actinopteri, Salmoniformes, Salmonidae. The record is from the annotation of a GenBank genome assembly.
AUGAGUGACACUAGAAAGCGAAGCAGCAUCUGGCUGCAGUUUAAAGAUAUUGGGAACAAGAAAGCAGAGUGCCUUCACUGCAAAACGAAGGUCACUAUAAGAGCAGGUUCCACCACAAACCUGCAUAGACAUACAAGAACUGUCCAUCCUACAGUGCAGUUAGAGGAGAGAGGGCAAGCCAGCUCACCAUCUACUGAUCCUGGUGUGUCUCAUACCAGAACAACAGCUGCUGUAACGUCUACUGCCAUCCCCAUGCGUGCAAGUAUAACCUCUCCUACUGCAACUCAAAGCAAAAUAAGUCAGUUUUUACCUAAACUGAUGACCCCAGCCAAACAGCACAGUAUUGAUGAUGAGUUGGCUAAAAUGGUAGCUUCUGAUUUUCAACCCUUUUCCAUUGUGGAGGACAAAGGAAUGAAAAACUUUGUCAAAGCCCUAAAUCCCACAUACACUCUACCCAGUAGAAAAACACUUUCCCAAACAAUGAUCCCAAAACUAUAUGACACAGAACGUGCAUUAUGGCAAGAAAGGGUGACAAAAGCUCCAUCAGUUUGCCUGACAACUGACUGCUGGACCUCCAGAACAACCUGCUCUUUCAUGUCUGUCACUUGCCACUUUAUUGAAGAUUACAAGAUGACAUCUUGCCUUCUGGACUGCUUCGAGUUCACCGACAGACACACUGCAGAAAACUUGGCAGUGGAGCUACUAAGAGUGGCAAAAGAGUGGCAAGUAGAGGACAAAGUGGUGUGCUGUGUGAGUGAUAAUGCUGCAAACAUCACCAAAGCCAUAAAAGUUUUGAAGUGGACCCAUCACCCAUGUCUGGCGCAUACACUAAACCUGGUGGUUAGAGAUGCUCUGAAGGUGAUCAAAACAACCGUGGAUAAGGUGAAGGCUGUUGUGGAGUUUUUCCACAAAAGCACAGUAGCAGCACAGAAGCUAAAGUCCACACAGCGCCAAAUGGGGAUUCCUGAACUGAGGCCCAAACAAGAGUGUGCCACCAGGUGGAACUCAACAUUUGAUAUGUUGAAACGAAUGCUUGAAAUAAAAGAUGCCAUCAUCUCCACCCUGGCCCUCAUCAACGCAUCUAUUGAGCCAUUAAGCCAAGAGGAAUGGGAGCUGGUGAAAGAGGUCUGCGCCGUCCUGCAACCAUUCCAGGAGGUGACUGUGGAGAUAAGUGCAGACAGGUACCUAGAACCAUUGAAGCAUUGUUUUCUCUACUACUAUUCAGUCACUAUUAUACAUUGCAAACACAACACAUACAGUAUAAUGCAUCACGUAUAAUAUGCCACAUACUUUUAAAAAACUAAAUUCUAAAAGUUGCUGUUUUCUCUCCUUCAGCUAUGUCACAGCCUCGAAAAUGCUCCUGCUUUGCAAAGGUCUGCAGCUGGUGACAGCCGAGAACCAAUGGACAGUAACUGUGCAGAAAGUGAAGGAAUUAGUUGCAGCUCUUUGUUCAGCCAUGGACCGCAAAUUUCUGCGGAUGGAGUACAACACUGUCCUUUCAGAAACUACCUUAUUGGAUCCAAGGUUUAAAAAACUUGCCUUCAGUGAUCGUAGAGCUGUUGAUGAAGCUCUUCAGAGGAUUAGUGCAGCAGCAGCAGCAAAAUGCACCCCCAGCAGCCAGCCAGCUCCACCAUUACAGGGCCAAGUGGAGGAGGAGCAGCAAACCUCUGCUGUUUGGAGGCUUUUUGAUGACAGAGCUACAGGAGAUGCUUCAAGGAGAAAUCCGACAGCUGAUGCUAUAAUGGAGGUGAGGAGCUACCUUGAGGAGCCCCUCAUCCAGAGAGCAGAAGACCCACUGAGCUGGUGGCAGGCCAAGGCCUCAGUCUUUCCACUCCUGGUGAAGGUGAUGGAGGGGAGACUAUGUAUUGUUGCCACAUCAGUUCCUUCUGAGAGAAUCUUCUCCAAAACAGGGCAGAUACUCACGGAGAGGCGAAAUCGUAUCAGGCCUAUCAGCCCAUCCAAGCUGAGGCAUCUGAUCUUCCUGAAUGCCAACCUGCCCUGAGGACUAAUGCUGUUUGCUGGAGUUUGGUUCUGGUUUUGAUUCUGUUCUGUGGAUUUGUUUGAAGUUUAUUGUUAAUUUGUGCAAUAAAAAAGUUUAAUUGAAAUAAACAAAUGUAAGAGUGGUUUUGUCACAGAAUAAAUGCACAGAAUUAGGCAUUAUAAGGUCUCUCAUAAAAACACUGAAAGCAAAAGGGUUUUCAACACAUAAACCAUGAUUUUUUUUCAAAGUUAAGGUAAAAUAU